ACCACCAGCACCACCAGCAGCGUGGGGGGCUCCUGCCGUGGAACGCCAACCACGCAGCAGGGCGCGGCGUCUCCGUCUCUGCCUCUCUCGCGGGCCCACUGGGGGCGUUGAGUAACGAUCGUGGAAGCGUGUGAGUCGGUAGCACGCUCAAUACGAUUACAUUUUUUAAAUAACAACAACAGCAAUAACAUUGACUGUUAAAAUAAUACAGAUUCAGGAUGUGAUUGGUUUUCUCCCGUCACUGAAGGUUUAAAACAUUUUUGACGUUUCGGGCAACGGGCCCUUUUUAAGGAAGAUCGUGGUUCGGAAAUUAGAACGUCUGAAUAAAUGAAAUUGAUUGAUAGGUGCGACUAUGCGUUUGCACCUUAACAUCGACCACUAAAUCGUAAGGCUCAAUCACAUACCUUCUAUUAAUUAGGGAUUCUAAUAAGACAAGCAGGCACCAUGAAUAUCUCGACAGAAAAUCUGGCAGUCGGAGCGAUGUUGGCCAUUCACACGUGCACGGCUCAUUUACCUGCGCUACCCCUUCCGGACCAGAGGGCUGCUAGCAAUUGCCCCGGGGCCAUGGUCAAUUGCCCUAGGGGCAGGGGGACGACACGAUCCGGCGAGCCGGCGAGAAAAAAUGAUGGAGAAGAGGCGGAGGGUGGUGGUGGUGAGGAGGAGGACGCUGCCGAUGAUGAUGAAGGCCAAGAGAAAUGGAAGGAGCGCGUGUACUGGUGCCUAGUCACUGCGUUCACAGCACCCAUGUACUCGGUCGUCUCGUCCCUGCUCACUCGCUCCGAGUUGACCGUGAGGGGUGAGCCCAGGGGACGACGUCAGGGCCACGCGCCCCUUCUCAAGAGGCUGGAGGUGGCGAUUGUCACGGACUUCGCCAACUCCGUGCAAAGGAUGCGCACGCGGGUAUUGGGGGGCUCGAUGCGCGAGAUGGGGGGCCCUCGAGAAGAGGGGGGCCGAGCGAUAGAUGCCGGUAGAUCGAAACCAGGAGCGGGAAUGGGAGCGGAGCAGGCGGCUGGGUCGAGGGUGCGACCAGGACCACAGCGCCCUGAACACCCCCAACACCCUGAACACACACCACCAAACACACCUGCACACCCUGAACACACACCCCCACACACACCCCCACACCCUGAACACACACCACCACACACACCCCCAGACCCUGAACACACACUCCCACACACACCCCCACACCCUGAACACACAUCCCCACACACACCCCCACACCUUGAACACACACCCCCACACAUACCUCCACACCCUGAACACACACUCCCACACACACACCCUGAACACACACCCCCAUACCCUGAACACACACCCCCACACACACCCCCACACACACCACCACACAUGGAACACACGCCCCCACACACACCCCCACACACACCCCCACAACCUGAACACGCACCCCUGCACACUAAACACACUCCCGCACACCCUGAACACUGUCACCCACAACACACACCGCCGCAGAUCAAACACACACCCCCACGCCCCAUACGCACACCAGCACACCACGCAGCCGCACACCCCGAACACACAGGCAGUGGCGACACGCAGCAGAACGAUGACGAGGCGGUUGAGGUGCACGUGGCGUCACUCGUCACACGGCAUGACGACGGUCAAGCGCGGCGAGCUGACACGAGGCAGGACGAGGUGGCCUCAUCACGACGGGGAGAAGGAGGAGGAGGAAGAGGAGACCAAGACGGAUCUUCCCGGGAAGGAGUGAAGCGAAACCUAAAGAGGCAGCCUCUCUCAGCGAAGAGGUAUCCCACUUCCUCUUCCAUGUCGUCAUCAUCAUCAUCAGCCUCGUGCAGAGUGUUGCAACCACCAAGCUGCGAUGGGUCGGCGAUGGUCUGCGAUGAGUCCGCCGUUGAUUGUAGCGAUUCCCUGAUGGUUGUGAACGAUCACGCAAAGGUGCAUGACGAUUCUGGAGAGGUCUGCAAUGGGUGUGCGAUGGUCUCCGAUGAUUCCGUCGGCAAUCGCCGAGACUCCCUGGAGGCCGUCAAAUCAAAGGUCCCACAUAUCGAGGAGGUGCCGGGGCAGGAGAGCAACGUGGAGCUACAGUCAGGAUCAGGGCUUGGCCUGGAGCGGGAGCGAGGAGGACCUGGGAUGGAGCUGGAGGGAAAGCCUGGAUUAGAGGUGGAGCAAAAACCUGAGCUGGAGGUGGAGCAAAGAACGAGGAUGGACCUUGAGAAAAAAUCUGAGGUGGAGUUAGAGACAAAAUCUCGGAUGAAAGUUGGGCAAAUACCUGGGAUGGAGUUGCUGCAAAAACCGGUAUUGGAUCUGAAGCAAAAACAUGAGAUGGAGGUGGAGCAAAUACCUCAAGCAGAGUUGGAGAAAAAAUAUGGGAGAAGGUUGGAGAAGGAACCUGGAAUGGAGCUGGACCAAAGACCCGAGAUGGAGCUGGGUCGAGGAGGACUGGACCUUGAGCUGGAGCGAGGAAACCCUGGGCUGGAGCCAAACUCUAACAACCUCCACCCCGCGGCGCUAAUCCCAGCGGUCACCGGCUCGUGGGAAAUCGCGGAGCUCAGGGAGCUCGUGUUCGGGCCGCAGUACCUGAACCAGGAGCCGAGCCCAGAUGCGAACCGCAAUCCGAGCCCACUCCCGAUCUCCCGUGGCGGCACCACCACCACCACCGGGGCCCUCCCCGCGCGGCGCCCUCCGGCCGUGCCCGUCGCGCGCUGGGGGCCGGCGGUGCCCGGCCGGGUCGAGUGCGACGCGGCGGCGAUGGGCGAGGGGAUGAGACGCAGGGCCCACCGCGCCGUCGUCGUCGAGGGGAUGUGCCCGCCGUUCGGGGUGGGCGCCGCGUGCGUCGUCAAGGUGCACAGCGCCCUGGGGGAGGGCGGCCAGCCUGGCCCGCAGCUGGUGGAGAGCAACCGCAGGUUGGCGGUGCAGGAGUGCUGGGUGCAGGGAGCCGCGCGUCAGCUGUGCCGACGCUUCGCCUCAGAGGCUUCGGCGCUGCCCGGGUUCGGCUCCACUCCCGAGGUCAUCCCGCUGUACCUGCUGACGCGUCCCGGCCGCCCCGCCGCGCACGCCACUGUGGAGGUGCAGCUGCCGGGCCGCUUCGCGAAGUACUCCCCGCGCGACGGGAGGGAGCUCAGCGCCGGCGCUGCGGGCGGGACCCCGAGCGAGGCCGGCAUGAAGUGCGUCGCCUUCCAGCACUGGGUGUUCGUGCGCUCCGGUGGCCGCCUCCUCGUCACCGACCUGCAGGGAGUGGGUCUGCAUCUCACAGACGUCGGGAUCGCCACCAGAGAUAAGGAGUUCCAGGGCGUCCGUGGGAACUUCCCUUCGUCGGCGCUCGCCCAGUUCGUCGCGCUGCACGAGUGCAGCCCCCACUGCGCCCUGCUGGGCCUGGGGCCCCUGCGCCGCGCCUCCAGGGCGCCCCCCCUCCGCACGCCGCCGGCGGCCAGGCUCGCCGCGGCCGGGACCCGCGCCAAGGGACGCGGGGCCAGGUUCUGGCCCCUGCCCCUCAAGGUCACCACCCUCCGACGGAUGAGCGAGCCGUGACCCGCGGCUUCUCCCGCUCCGCUGGUUCCCAGAUCCCAACACU
This is a messenger RNA of Lethenteron reissneri (Far Eastern brook lamprey), 3553 nucleotides long. Its product is annotated as alpha-protein kinase 2-like. Gene Ontology annotation, biological process: protein phosphorylation. Lineage: Eukaryota; Metazoa; Chordata; Hyperoartia; Petromyzontiformes; Petromyzontidae. Gene Ontology annotation, molecular function: ATP binding; protein serine/threonine kinase activity. The record is from RefSeq and is a predicted model, not a curated record.